This is a messenger RNA of Cotesia congregata, 567 nucleotides long. The record is from the annotation of a GenBank genome assembly. NCBI's taxonomy places the organism in Eukaryota, Metazoa, Arthropoda, Insecta, Hymenoptera, Braconidae.
AUGUGUGUGAUGAGAGCUACUUUGUGUUGUUGUCUCUUGUCCAUCUGUAAUGUGUCGUGUAAUGAUAUAAAAAUUAUAAAACAAACCGGAAUUUCUUCGCACCUUUGUCGCGACGUGAAAGAGUUGGCUGAAAUGUGUUUUAAGAGUAAUUCGAAUCCAGUUUUUAUCUCUGCGGAUCUAAUAAGCAAAGAUUGGGAUCCCGGUGGUAAUUCGUGGGUUGUGAUUGACCAUAAAUUUCAGAAACAGGCUAUGGGCUUUAAUUCAGCUUAUCCAACAUACGUACUCUCAUUUGAGUCUAUGGGUUACUUGAAAGCAGCUAUUAACCAUUUUCGGAAAUCAACUGCAUGGAGCAUCAAGUCUCCAUUUUUGAUCGUUGAAAAAAAAUCAUUGUGUUCGAAUGCUGGAGAAGUAUUGCAAUUCAUGUGGAAGGAGGAUCUAUUGGCUGUCUAUUACCUGUGUAGUCAUCAAUAUAUAUACAACGACUGUUUUCAAGUUAAAUCUAUUUGCAACCCACGCUCCAGCACCGUGGGUUUUUUUUUGGAUUUAGCGAUAAUGGAAAGUUAUUGA